Diaporthe amygdali is the source of this 1665-nucleotide messenger RNA. RefSeq names its product 2-dehydropantoate 2-reductase-like protein. Gene Ontology annotation, cellular component: mitochondrion; cytoplasm. Lineage: Eukaryota; Fungi; Ascomycota; Sordariomycetes; Diaporthales; Diaporthaceae. The transcript is spliced from 2 exons. The record is from RefSeq and is a predicted model, not a curated record. Gene Ontology annotation, molecular function: NADP binding; 2-dehydropantoate 2-reductase activity. The coding region runs from base 1 to 1665 and encodes 554 amino acids.
AUGUCGCCGUCAUCCAGCCCGACCCCAAACGAAGACCGUUGCCUCCUGAGCAAGCACCAGCAGAGCACCCUCGGCGCCGCAAGCUCCCAGAGGCGCUCGCUCAGUCCGGAUCACGCGUCUCUCCUCGACGGACACCAAUACUAUGAUCUUUCAGGGGUCCUGAAGACGUCGUUCAAUCUGUAUUCCUUACGCAGCAGCCUACCGCGAUCGCGGGUGUUUGCGCGAAUACCUCACAGACACACAUCAUGGAGUCACGGUAGCAUCGCUGUGGGCCGGGGGGCCAGACGAGGAUAUGCUUCAGACCAGGCCGCCGCAGCCGCCACGGAACCACCACCUGAAUUCAAGACGAAAGAAGAUACCGAAGAGCUUCCAGACAGAGGGCGCUACGAUCCCUUCUCCAAGCGUCCCAAUCUCCGAAAAUUACUCGAUGCAGUCGGGGAGCAAAGCCCCUACGAAAUAGACUCCAUUGCGGACAAGAAGCAUACACCCAUAGGACUGACAUACUCUACCGAUUUAAGAGGGCCGAGGGCAAUGCCACAGGAGGACCAAUCCAAGCGAGUACACAUCUUAGGAUACGACCCCCGCGCGUACUUCAUUGCACACGAGCUAGCUGGCAACCCACAUCUCGACCCUGUCAAGCUUCUUGUCCACAAAGGAAAUGUCAUGAAGUCGUGGCGGCUUGAGGGCGAGCAAGUGAGCGUGUGGAGGGGACUCGAGAGGAGCAGUCGGGGGCGUGGGCGUGCAGAGGCGGAGUGGAUAGGCCGGGGCCAGAACGAGCCCAGCAACGAGCACAUUGAUCAAUUGAUUGUGACACUCGCCUGUGGAGUGACCAAGACUGCACUCGAGAACAUCAUUCACAGAAUCGACAACCGGACUACCAUAUGCCUAGUCCAGGAGGGCUUAGGUGUCAUCGAGCACUUGAACGCGACACUCUUCCGGGACCCGACGAAGCGGCCGCACUACGUCCUGGGCCACAUGGCUGCCUCCCUGGGAUACAACAAGCAAUGGUUUUUCGGGGCGAAGCUGAGGCAGCCAGGGAAACUAUUUCUUCAUGCAGUGGAGAGGGGUGUAGACCUACUACCCAUAUUCAAAUUCCACCCACCUGUUGAGCGGCGGUCGAAUGCGACACAGUUUCUGCGAACACUGGUAACGACACCUGGCUUGCAUGCAGGCGGGUACAGCCUGGAGAACUGGCUCAUUCAGAAGCUCCCUGCGUUGGUCUUCAGCAGUGUUAUCGAGCCGAUGGCGGUCGUCCUGGACACGACAUACGACAACAUCCCGGGUAACGAGCACGCCAUUCAGCUGGCUGAUGAGCUGCUGGAUGAGCUGUUCAAUGUGAUUAUGGCUUUGCCAGAGCUCACCAACUCGUCAAAGGUCGUGGAGCACUGCGGGCUGGGCGCGCUGCGUAAGAAGACCAUCUCUCGGCUCUACGAGAAGGGUGCGUCGCAGAGUAACAUGCUCAGCCGCGUGCGUGCGGGUCAAUGGGUCGACAUCGAUUACCUCAAUGGCUACUUUGUUAGGAGGGCCCGGGAACUGGGCAUCAAAGUCCCGCAGAAUGAGAUGGUGGUAGACGUGGUCAAGGCGAGGAUACAUAAACGGAGGAACGAGAUGCAGAACGCCAUCCCUUUUGAGUUCGACAAGGCUCUGAACAGGCCUGUUUCCUGA